Messenger RNA from Vigna unguiculata (cowpea), 3440 nucleotides. It is a transcript of the gene NEDD1, whose product is annotated as Transducin/WD40 repeat-like superfamily protein. NCBI's taxonomy places the organism in Eukaryota, Viridiplantae, Streptophyta, Magnoliopsida, Fabales, Fabaceae. Gene Ontology annotation, cellular component: kinetochore microtubule. The record is from RefSeq and is a predicted model, not a curated record. Gene Ontology annotation, biological process: regulation of microtubule nucleation; regulation of mitotic spindle organization; regulation of phragmoplast microtubule organization. Gene Ontology annotation, molecular function: gamma-tubulin complex binding; protein binding.
CUGACACAUGCUUUACUUAUUUGAUGUUUUUUUUAAGCAACAUCUGGUAGAAAAAUAGAAAUUAGUUGACACAAUAUGCAUACUGUGUGGCAAUGCUCUUGCUCUCCAGGAGACAAAGCUCUAAAGUCAAUGACACACCAAAGACUCAAAUGACAACAGCAUAUACCUAAUUACAUAACCUAUUAUGCAUUACUGUAAUAUAGAACUCAGCAGGAAUUACACGAUGAGCUAUUUUAUGGAACGAUGUCUGAUAAUACGUAGCUACUCCUUACUCUGUCGUAACUACCAACGGGACAGUGAAUAUUGGGAGAAUCUGCCACCAAAGUUAGCUGUACUAAGUUGCCGGGCUAUAAUUCUCACCCUAGAAUCCCAUAUCUCCAAUGUGGGACCAAAGUCUCAUACCUUUCAAUUGGAUACUAAAAUCUGACCACACUCCACAGCCCAGGCAACUAUGCGAGCUGGCUGUGCAUCUGUUCACUUGGCCAGUUUCGGGUUAACGCUACAAUACCAAUAUACUAUUUGCACUUCUCACUUUCAACUGAGAGAUUUGGUGGAAGGCUAGUUGUUGUUAGAAAUGCAUCUAAUAUAAAAAAUUAGCUCUUCGAAAGUGAAACGUAUACUGUGAAAGAGUGAUUAAUUGUUCAUGAUUGAUUUAAAUUAAGGCAUAUAAUCCACUUUACAUUAGUGGUGGAAAGGGCCAUGCUUUGAAGGAGUCAAAUCCAAUUAUACCGGAUUGCACAUGUCAGUUUUUAUCAGUUCCCUGUCAACAUUGUGCACAAGUUUUAAAGCCCUGUUUUGGUUCUUUGCACUUGUUUGAAGUGCCUUAAAAUUGUUGCCUUUGCACUUGUUUUUGCGUGAUGAUGCAGUGUCAGCAUCACCACAAACGUGUGUGUGAAAUUUUUGGGAUAAAUUUAAUGAUAUUCUUAAGGAAAAAAACUACAUUCAAGAAUUUCCUUCAACAUUUGAUCCAAUUAACAGAGAAUUGAACUUUGAUUGUGCAUGAGGGGGAAGAUUAUCCUGUCAAAGUUGGCUCUUCUUGGAUUUUUCAGAAGAAGUGACAAAGGCAGGGAGACCCCUUUGUGAAUCUAUAUUGGCUAUCAGCUUUAGCAACAAGGCAUCCAGAUAUGUAUGUUCUGGAGGCACUGGUCAAGUUGUAAGGAUAUGGGAUUUGCAAAGGAAACGGUGUAUUAAAUGGCUAAAGGGUCAUACUAAUACUGUCACAGGUGUAAUAUACAACUGUAAGGAUGAACAUUUGGCAUCUAUCAGCCUUAGUGGAGACUUAAUGCUUCAUAACCUUGCUUCCGGGCAAAAGGCUGCUGAGCUCAAAGAUCCCAAUCAACAGAUGUUGAGAGUUCUUGAUUAUUCUAGAGUUAGUCGUCACCUUCUUGUGACUGCUGGUGAUGAUGGGACAGUACAUUUGUGGGAUACAACUGGUCGCAGCCCUAAGGUUUCAUGGACAAAGCAGCAUUCUGCUCCAACUGCUGGUAUUAGCUUCUCUCCAUCCAAUGACAAGAUCAUUGCUAGUGUUGGCCUUGAUAAAAAAAUGUACAUUUAUGAUUCUGGAUCUAGAAGACCAUCAUCUUACAUUUCUUAUGAAGCACCUUUCUCUUCAUUGGCCUUUAAAGAUGAUGGUUGGAUGCUGGCUGCUGGAACUAGCAAUGGCCGUGUGGCAUUCUAUGAUGUUCGUGGCAAACCACAACCUGUUGCUGUUCUUCAUGCUUAUGGUAGUUCUGAGGCUGUUACGAGCUUAUGCUGGCAAAGGUCUAAACCAGUUGUUGUUGAUGAAAGAAAUUGCACUGCUGAGACUGCUCUUGUGGGAGAUACAGUUGAAGAUUCAAUACUUAUGCCUGAUCCUUUACCUCCGGCAAGUUCAUCAAACAUUUCUCUAUCGACAUCCAUGCUGAAUCCUAGGAACUCUGGUCGGGUGGGUGUCUCCAUUGAUGCUGCUUCAUUUGUGGCAUCUGGCAGUGGUUUUCCAUCCAACGUACCAAAUGUAUCAAAUGCAGAAGAAACUCCACAACGAAACAAUUUAUGGCCAGGUGGAACCCUGUCAAGAUUGCAUGCUCCCCGAGGUAGUUAUAACCUAAAGGAUGACAUGGAGGUGUUCUCCCCUCUUGUGGAUGUUCAACCAUUAACGCCCUCUCUAUGGGAUGAAAAUGGGAUGAAGAAGGAUAUUUUAUUUUCUGAUAGGAAACCUAUGUUGUUUCCUUCAUCUAGUCGAAGAUUUUCAAAUUCUGAGGAAGGAAUCAGUGACCAUCCUAUAUCUGAUUGGAAAUCUGGCUCAUCUUCCAAGCAGGAUAUUACUCAGUCUUCCUUUCCACUUGCGGGGUCAACUCCUCCUCCUCCUUCAAAGAGUGAAGAUUCUUCUAUCACUCCUCCUGAAGCCUGGGGUGGUGAGCGGUUAAGUGAAAAGUAUGGUUAUCACCGUCAGCCUGUCAAUGUACCAUCUCGUUUUGGGAUGUUGGCUUCUAGUGGUCAGACAGCAGGAUCAAUGUUAUCUGGAUUACAUGAUACUUCCUCGUCUAUGGGUGUUAGUUCCUAUGCCACUUCAAGCCUGAGUUUAGCUAAUAUACGUACCAAGGAUGCCUCUACAAGCCAGGAGAUUUCCUUGGGGUUUACUGAUCACACUUUCCCAACUUCUUUGCCUUUGUCCGCCAAUGCAAAAUCCAGCCUUGGACAAGCAAACAUCGAGUCCCCAAAAAUCCUUGAUUCCCCGAGAAUGUCAUCUUUUAAUAGAAGAUUUUCUACUUAUGCUGAAAGAAUAAGCACUACUUCUACCUUCAGCGACGGAGUUUCCCUUUCAGUUGGCUCUCCUAAGAUUAAGAAAUCAGGAGCCGAAACCAGAGAAGAACUUCUAAAUAGCUUGCUGUUGAAGUCUGAUACAUCUGCUCCAACAGAAUCUGGCUCAUUUCCACUGACAAGUGGAGUCAUCCCACAACAGAAAGCAUCUCAGCCAGACCCACAAGGAUCUUCAUUUACACUUCAGCUUUUUCAACGGACCCUGGAAGAAACUCUGGAUUCCUUCCAGAAAUCCAUACACGAGGAUAUGAGAAACCUUCAUAUUGAAAUUUUACGACAGUUUCAUAUGCAAGAGACGGAAAUGUCAGCUGUAAUGAACUCUCUUAUGGAAAACCAAGCUGAGUUGAUGAAAGAAGUGAAGUCCCUUCGUAAGGAAAAUCAGCAACUCAGACAAAUGCUUUGAUGGGUGUGAAUACAUUUUUGUUUGUCCUGUAUUGUGGGGUCUUUUGAUUUUCAAGAACUAACAAUUGAUGUAUGCCUGCUGUCAUCUUGAUUGCGUCUUAGCUUUUAGUGGGUGGUGGUUGAAGAAAAAUAUCAUGAGAUAAUUGCUUUCUACUAGAAUAGGGCUUUGAAAAUGUACAGGAUCAUGAUUUUUCCAAUUACAGAAGCUUUGUUGAAUGUUAUAUUUACGCUUAAAAGCC